AUGAGUACUUACAUUGACUUCAAUCAGCGCAGCUUGUGGGAAUACCACAACAAAGUCAUAACCAAGCUCUUUGGCGGCAACCCCCGCCUCGGCUGCUACGCCCUCGCAGUAACCAUCUUCUCCCUAGGCAUCUUCCGCGACUACCUCUACAAUGGAAGCCCCUCGCCGGCCCAACCAACCCAACCCCCGCGCUCCUCUCCCCCCUCGUCAAAUACUCUGCCCAUCCCGCUCUUCCUCACCGGCAACACGCUCGUGCUGACCUCCAUGUACGCGCUCGGCGUCACGGGCACGUACCUCGGUGACUACUUCGGCAUCCUGAUGGACGCGCCAGUGACGACGUUCCCGUUCAAUGUCAGCGAGGCGCCGAUGUAUCACGGCAGCACGCUGAGCUUUUUGGCCACCGCGCUGUGGUUCGGGAAGCCGGCGGGGGUGUUGCUGACGGGUGUGGUGGCGGUAGCGUAUGGGGUUGCGAGGAGGUGGGAGGAUCCGUUUACGGGGGAGAUUUAUGCCAAGAGAGAGAGGGAGAGGAAGGGCGGGAAGAAGGGGAUCUAAGAUCCCGUAGAUGUGGGCGAGGAUGAGAUGAGACGAUACGAAACGACGAUACUUGCGCCGACGAGACGGAUCGAUCACGCAAGUACAGAAUGACACAGACGACAGACGAAGGACAGGACGAGACGACUGCGGAGUGGAGAAGUGGCGCCGGGGUGCGCGUUCCCUCUUUCAACAUUUGCGAUUUCGCGGCACGGCGGCUGGCGUUACAAGGUAUGUUCGGGGUAUUCAACUGCCCAGGCCAGACGAGGGCUGUACCACAUAGCAUAGAAAAGUUACAUUUGAUUUGACCAUGA
This is a messenger RNA of Parastagonospora nodorum SN15, 845 nucleotides long. RefSeq lists its product as hypothetical. The coding region runs from base 1 to 552 and encodes 183 amino acids. The transcript has 3 exons. Gene Ontology annotation, molecular function: S-adenosylmethionine-dependent methyltransferase activity. The record is from RefSeq and is a predicted model, not a curated record. NCBI's taxonomy places the organism in Eukaryota, Fungi, Ascomycota, Dothideomycetes, Pleosporales, Phaeosphaeriaceae. Gene Ontology annotation, biological process: phosphatidylcholine biosynthetic process.